AUGCCAAUCGCUCCUAUUACUGGUUCCCUUAAGAGACGUGCUGCCACCGAUCUCGUCAUCGGUUUGGCCCUUGGUACCCUUGGUGGUAGUUGGUACUGGUGGUCUUUCCACAAGGGUGUUGUUUCCAAGCGUGAAGACUACUACCAACAAUUGGCCGCUGCCAAACAAGCCGAAGACGCUUAA
Molecule: messenger RNA, 183 nt
Organism: Saccharomycopsis crataegensis
Lineage: Eukaryota; Fungi; Ascomycota; Saccharomycetes; Ascoideales; Saccharomycopsidaceae
Gene: COX9
Product: cytochrome c oxidase subunit VIIa
Exons: 1
Coding region: 1-183 (60 amino acids)
Biological process (GO): mitochondrial electron transport, cytochrome c to oxygen
Molecular function (GO): cytochrome-c oxidase activity
Source: RefSeq, a predicted model, not a curated record